Molecule: messenger RNA, 1299 nt
Organism: Cryptomeria japonica (Japanese cedar)
Lineage: Eukaryota; Viridiplantae; Streptophyta; Pinopsida; Cupressales; Cupressaceae
Product: probable aldehyde oxidase 4
Exons: 3
Coding region: 1-1299 (432 amino acids)
Molecular function (GO): FAD binding; 2 iron, 2 sulfur cluster binding; iron ion binding
Source: RefSeq, a predicted model, not a curated record
AUGGCAAAAUCAAAUUCAAACUAUCUGGUUAUUGUUCUGAAUGGAGAUAGAAGAGAAGUAGAUCUGUCUCAAAUCAAACCAUCAACUAGUCUGCUCUCUUAUCUUCACUGUCAUAUCGAUUACAAAGGAGCUAAACUUGGCUGUGGAGAAGGUGGGUGUGGGGCUUGUGUGAUGUUCUUAUCAAAAUACAAUUCUGAUUCACAGAAGAAAGAUGGAUUUUCAAUAUCUUCUUUCUUGACACUAUUGGGUUGUAUAGCUGGUUGUUCCAUCAUAACUUCUGAAGGCCUUGGGAAUUACAGGGAAGGUUAUCAUGCUAUCCACAAAACGAUUGCAGGUUUUCAUGCAUCACAGUGUGGGUACUGCAUUCCAAGAUGGUGCAUGUCUCUUUAUGGUGCUCUUCAUCAGGCCGAAGCUAAAGGAGCACAUGAACUUAGACAGGGGUUUUCAAACCUUUCAGUUUUGGAAGCAGAAAAAUCUAUUGCAGGCAACUUGUGCAGGUGUACUAGCUACAGACCCAUUGCUGAUGUGUGUAAGAUUUUUGCAGAAGAGAUUGAUUUGGAAGACUUGGGUCUCAACUCCUUUUGGAAAAAGAAAGAAAUCCCAGACCCAAAUAAACUUCCUAAAUAUGAUCGAACUGCAAUCCAAACAAACCCCAAAUUUUGUAGCCAAAAGUGUGAAGAAUCGGGAACUCCCACGUUGAAUUUUGCUUAUAAGGAUGAAUUUGAUGGAGAACAAUGCAUUUGGAUUAGACCAUCCAACUUGCAGGAGACUUUGGGAACUUUGAAAGAAACUGCCAAGGAAAAUGUUGAACUUAAUCUGGUUGUAGGUAAUACUAGUGUUGGGAUCUACAAAAAUGUAAGACCUAAAGUAUUUGUUGAUAUCAGUAAUAUUCCAGAGCUAGAGAUUAUUUAUAGGCAUGAAUUUGGGAUUGAAAUUGGAGUAGCUGUAACCAUUGCCAAUCUCAUUGAAGUCCUGGAGGAUACCAAUGAUGUUUUGAAUCCUGGAAAACUAAUUUAUCCUAGAAAUUUAAUCUUUGAGAGCAUUGCUAAUCACAUAAAAAAGGUGGCCUCUGGAUUUAUUAGAAAUACAGGGGAGGUCUUAGAUUGUUUCCUUGCGGAAACCCUUCUUGGUACUGAUGCAGCUGCAGGAGGUGUUCCGGUAGCUUUCCUCUUCCUUGUUUUUUCAGAGGGCUUUGCCCUACCAGAGGAUGACGGUGAACUAGUAAGAGCAAUAGGUGUUGCUGUAGGAGAAACAGCUGUAGGGGAAGGUGCUGUAGGAGAAGGGCAUUGCCUUUUCUGA